Messenger RNA from Cyanidioschyzon merolae strain 10D, 2247 nucleotides. RefSeq names its product adenylate kinase. Gene Ontology annotation, cellular component: cytoplasm. Lineage: Eukaryota; Rhodophyta; Bangiophyceae; Cyanidiales; Cyanidiaceae. Gene Ontology annotation, biological process: nucleoside triphosphate biosynthetic process. The record is from RefSeq and is a predicted model, not a curated record. Gene Ontology annotation, molecular function: AMP kinase activity; ATP binding; nucleoside diphosphate kinase activity. Bases 1 to 2247 code for a protein of 748 amino acids. The transcript has a single exon.
AUGGGAGGUGUCAGUGCGCACGAGCCGCCCGCAGCGUUUGUUAUCGGUGCUUCUAGGAACAGGGUUCCGCAAGCGGACGGGACGCGUGCUUGCGUUUGGAAAUCGAAUUCAAGCUUCAGAGCGAGUAGGGUGCCUCGAUUCAGGACUAGAAUAACGUUAUGGUGCGAAUCAGAUCGAGAAAUCUUGAAGUACACUGGGAGCGAGGCGCCCCCAACCGCCAAUGGCCACAACGCGCACACCGACUUGGGAGUUCAGCGUACCGGACAGGGUUUGAUGUCGCACUUUCACGGGUCCAAGAACCCAGCACACUCCAACGGGCAUCAACCCGUAGAACAAGGCAUGAAGCACAGCGCUUCUGGGUUAAGCACGGGUCGAAGGGACGCUGGAACCGAUGCGCAGCCCCGGCCGCCGGAUGGUGCACCACCGCAGCAACGCGGCGCGCUGGAACCGGAACCGAACUCUCGUACAGGCGACUCGUCUGCGGUAUCUGAGCGAGAGUCGAUUUCGGUAACUCCCGACGACUAUUUGUCUGAUUUACCAAGGAGCGUGGUCCUGGAGUCCUUGAGAGACGAAUCGCUCAAGACGCUACUGUCUCCGUUGCCGAGGCCGGCACGCCUGCGGAUAAUUUUGAUGGGGAAGCCCGCCUCUGGCAAAGGCACCCAGGCACCGCUUAUCGCGCGUCGGUUUGGUAUGGUCCACAUAUCAUUGGGAACACUGUUGCGAAACGAGAUACGCUCGAAUACUGAACUCGGCCGCCUGACCAGCGAAUAUGUGCAUCGUGGCGAGCUUGUUCCUGAUGAUCUUGCACUGGCUAUCCUGAAAAAGCGACUCUCUCAAGAGGAUUGCCGGAAUAAGGGAUUCAUCUUGGAUGGAUUCCCCCGUACAGAGCGUCAGGCAGUUUUGCUUAAUCGCGCCGGCAUCGAGAUCGACUACGUCAUCGUACUCGAAAGACCUGACGAGGAUUUGCUCGAUUGGGCACGUGAGCGUCUCCUUGACCCGAUUACGGGCAUCAUGUAUCACCCGCGGCUGGCGCCUCCGCCGCCGCACGUUGUUCACCGGCUCGAGCGCCGCUGCGACGAUAAGCUGGAAAUCGUGCACAUGCGCUUGAGGCAGUAUGCACAAGAGGCCCCAAAAAUCAUGGCCCAAUAUAGCGAUCGACUUUCUAUUGUGCGAACGGAUAACACACGUCCGUACUUGGACACUUUUCGCGAGAUCUCAGAGAUUCUGGAACGCUUGAUCCUCCCUCGAGACGAUGAAGAGAAAUGUGAAGUUCGUUUGGAAAGGACCGGCCUUUGGCGGCCGCGAGGCAUACACCGCGUGGCACUUCCACGUGGCGCAUUGUUCAAGGCCUUAGAUUCGUUUGCACACCGCAUAAGAGAGAGGGAUUACGUACCGCUCUAUGCGAGCACAGCUCAAGAUGCACCGCGGAUCGGCCUUGUUGGACGCAACUGGGCCGCAGAGCUCCUAUCCGCUGACACCGACCAUGAAGUGUUUGACAUUCAGCUGGAGACAUGUUCAGUAUUCGAUGCCAGUGAGACCACAGACAGCGGAUUUGUCCGUUUCCAUGACGACGCUACGACGGAGAGACUGCAGCAAGUUAUGCAGCGGAUGCGAGACCGCGGCCUCAUCGAAGGUUGGCGAAACGAAAGGGUGCCGCUGCGGCUCGGUAAUGGCCGGUACCUGGAAAUUGAACGCGCCUGUAUGCCGUACCUGGGCAUCGAGACGAGUGGUGUCCACAUUAACGGCUACUUUUACAAAGCCGGACAAGACGGAAGACCGGAACUAUUCGUGUGGCUGGCGCGUCGGUCUUGGAAAAAACCGACAUAUCCGGGGCGCCUAGAUCAGCUGACUGCUGGUGGUGUACCGGCCGCAGCGACCUCUGUGCUGCAGCAGGUCAUGCUGGAGUUGUACGAGGAGGCGGCAUAUGUCGGUCCAGCGCCUGUCCCUGUCGGCUGUGUCCGCUACCGCUAUGAGACGCGCAAAGGAAUCUCAGCAAAAGUCCUGUAUCUCUACGAUUUAGAGCUUGAAGAGAACUGGAAACCCUACAACCAUGAUGGCGAAGUGGACGCGUUCUACGCUGUGAGCGCUGAGGAGGCGCUCGCGAGUCUAGUUGAGGCCCAGCAUGAAUGGAAGCCAAACUCGGCGCUGGUUCUCGUUGACUUUUUGGUUCGCCACGGUGUCUUGCAUGCGGACAACGAACCGGACUAUGCGGAUAUCAUAACUCGCUUGCACUGUUGCGGUAUCUGA